AUGGCCGACGAAAUCAUAGCGAGAUGUUCUACGCUAUCAAUUACAGAGGAGGAAGAGAUCGUCAUUGGUGUCAACGAGAUAAUCGAAUCGGAUGAACGCAAUGAUUUGGAUCUUUCUAUUGUGGGGAAAAUAAUGACUACAAGACCUUGCAAUUUUGAAGCUUUUAAGAAAACGAUGAAUCAGAUCUGGAGUAUUUCAAAGGCAGCACUUUUUCGACAAAUUGAGAGUGGCCUGUUUGUUGUUCAAUUUGCCUCGGUAAGAGACCGGGCUAAGGUCCUUGCAGGGCGACCAUGGACUUUCGAUAAUCAUCUGAUCCUAAUGAAGGAGCUUGAAGGUAGCUUUCAACCGUCGGAGAUUAUCCUCUCUCACUCACCUUUCUGGAUUCGUCUGUACAAUCUUCCGCUGGAUUGUAGAACGGAAAAACAUAUUCGACUUAUUGGAGGGAGUGUGGGAGAAAUUCUGGAAGUUGAACACUCGGGAGUAUUGUGGGAUAAAUCGGCCCGGUUGAAGGUACUGUUGGAUGUUUCUACACCACUUCGUCGAAUCCUAAAAGUUCGAAAUUCUAAAGGGGUGGUGGUGGUUGUUGAAGUAAAGUAUGAACGCCUUCCUACUUUUUGUUAUGUAUGUGGGCAAAUAGGGCAUAUUGAACGUGAUUGUACUUUAGAAUCUGAAGAUGAGAGAGGUGUUGAGAAGCAAUGGGGAGCAUGGCUCAAAGCUUCCCCACGCCGUGGUAGACUAAUGAUGGAGGAAGAAGUCAAAAACUUUCUCAAAUGCUAUAAAUCACUGGCUUUUGAGAAUCAGGUGAAGCAAGCCACCGAACACUCUGAGCAAGUUAUACCAUGCAGUAAAGGACAAGAAAAUCCUUCUUGUCAUGUGGAAGAAUUUGAUGCGGUGGACCACGUGGACCAUGUGGGAAUUAAUGUAACUAAUUUAAUGCCUACUCCUAUAUCUACUGUACCUAUUUCAUUAGAUUCUAUCACUGACAUUCAUACAGUAAGUCAACUUCCUCCUACUAUUUUCUCUAUAGGAAAUGGGGUGCUUUAA
This is a messenger RNA of Beta vulgaris subsp. vulgaris (sugar beet), 1044 nucleotides long. RefSeq lists its product as uncharacterized. The coding region runs from base 1 to 1044 and encodes 347 amino acids. Gene Ontology annotation, molecular function: nucleic acid binding; zinc ion binding. The transcript has a single exon. The record is from RefSeq and is a predicted model, not a curated record. NCBI's taxonomy places the organism in Eukaryota, Viridiplantae, Streptophyta, Magnoliopsida, Caryophyllales, Amaranthaceae.